CGUUUAUGGUUUUCCAUAAAUCUAUAUAUCUAGUCCCGUACCAUGUGAUGGGCACAGCGGGUAGUUGGAGGGAGACAUUUUUCUCUGGCACGAUGACAGGAAUGUUCACUUCAGUCAAAGAUUUUUUCCUCAUCCAGAAGUUAUGCCAUGUCAGAUGGCCACAUCCAUGUGAGGUGUUGUGCAGAAGUUUUGAUUAGCAAAGAUUCAAAUUGUGUUGAACACAGAGUGCCCCGGCGGCUAUGUGGUCUGUGAUUUAUGGUUUUAGUGCAAGGUGACCUGAAACUCAGUACUUGUGCAAUGUUUAGAGUGCUGUGUUUGUAUAACACUUCCGCAAACAGUGCAAAGCUGAAAAAUGCUCCAUCUUCAAUAAUAUCGCUCAUUUCACCUGAAUUGCCUUCUGGUUGCAAUGGAUUGUGGCUGAGAACAGGGUUGGAGGCUUGCCAGUGACUUCCCUCACUCCCUAGGGGAGGAGCUCUGGGGCUGAUGUUUGUGCGCACUGACUUUUAGAAAUAGCCGCCCAUUCCUUCUGAAGUGGAGGGGAAGGCUCCCAGCAGUAAGGCUGAUUGGAUUUCUCAGUCUGGCUUGUAGCCGGGAACGGGACUUGACUGGCAUAGAGUCUAUGGACCACUGUCGUCAUACCCUGGAGCAGCACAACUGGAACAUAGAGGCAGCUGUACAGGACCGGUUGAAUGAGCAAGAGGGCGUCCCAAGUGUCUUCAAUCCGCCGCCAUCCCGGCCGUUGCAGGUUAAUACAGCUGACCACAGGAUCUACAGCUAUGUUGUUUCAAGGCCACAACCAAGGGGCCUGUUAGGAUGGGGUUACUAUUUGAUAAUGCUUCCAUUCCGAUUUACCUAUUACACAUUACUUGAUAUAUUUAGGUUUGCUCUGAGUUUUAUACGCGCUGACCCGCGCAGUAGGGUCACGGACCCAGUGCGUGAUAUUGUUUCGUUUAUCCACGUGUUUGAGGAAAAGUAUGGGCGGAUACACCCUGUCUUCUACCGGGGGACGUACAGCCAGGCGCUGAACGAUGCCAAGCGGGAGCUGCGCUUCCUGUUGGUUUAUCUUCACGGGGACGAGCACCAAGACUCAGACGAAUUCUGUCGCACCACCCUGUGCGCCCCAGAGGUGAUCACCCUCAUCAACACUCGGAUGCUUUUCUGGGCAUGCUCCACCAACAAGCCAGAGGGCUAUAGAGUGUCCCAGGCACUGCGUGAGAACACCUACCCGUUCCUGGCCAUGAUCAUGCUGAAAGAUCGCAGGAUGACGGUGGUGGGACGUCUAGAGGGCCUCAUCCAGCCUGAUGACCUCAUCAAUCAGCUGACCUUCCUCAUGGAUGCCAACCAGACGUACUUGGUGUCAGAGCGCAUGGAGAGGGAAGAGAGGAACCAAACCCAGGUCCUGAGGCAGCAGCAGGACGAGGCGUACCUGGCUUCCCUGCGGGCGGACCAGGAAAAGGAGCGCAAGAAGAAGGAGGAGCGGGAGAGGAAGAAGAGGAGGGAAGAGGAGGUGCAGCAGCAAAAGCUAGCAGAGGAGAGACGGCGCCAGACUCUGCAGGAGGAGAAGGUGCGCCGGUCGGAGUGCCUCCCCCCGGAGCCGCACCCCGACGACCCAGAGAGCGUGAAGAUCAUCUUCAAGCUGCCCAACGAUUCCAGAGUGGAGAGGCGAUUCCAUUUCACCCAGUCGCUAACGGUGAUCCACGACUUCCUGUUCUCCUUGAAAGAGAGCCCCGAGAAGUUCCAGAUCGAGGCCAACUUCCCCCGCCGCGUCCUGCCCUGCCUCCCGACAGUGGAGUGGCCCAACCCCCCCACGCUGCAGGAGGCGGGACUCAGCCACACGGAAGUUCUCUUUGUUCAGGACCUCACGGACGAUUGACACUUUCCCAGACCCGCUGGGAGGAGAAAUGCAGAUGAAUCUAACACGAUAUUUUUUUUAAAGACUGCUGCGUACAAAUGAGGGAUCAGAGACGCGUCACUGCGCCAGUCACACUGUGUCUGCGCUGGCCACGGCUCACCCACUCCCAGUCACCCCCUACACUGGAGGGCAGAGGGGGCCCGUUACCCUCCGUGCUCCCUGGGCUGGGGCAGCAGUGGCUUCUCUCGGAAAUACUAAAGGCCCAGGCCUGCCGUCUUGUGAAGAUGUGAUACUUUGCUGCUCCUGGCGGCCAAAGGGCACUGCACGUGUGCGGCUGUGUGGGGUGGGCAGGGACAGACGGAAUUUCUUCAGCUUCCCACUGUGUAUAAAUCCCUCCCUUUGACUAGCUCUCUUGCUUUGUACCGACCAAAGGAGACUGGAGUUGACAAUGGUGUUCAGUUUUUGAUAAAGAGCUGGUUGGAGUUCUUACCGCCAUGGGAUCUUGCCCGGGGUUCUUAGCCUGCGUAGUGUAAUAAACUCUGCCUCUAGCGUGCGA
This is a messenger RNA of Pelodiscus sinensis (Chinese soft-shelled turtle), 2408 nucleotides long. Lineage: Eukaryota; Metazoa; Chordata; Testudines; Trionychidae. The record is from RefSeq and is a predicted model, not a curated record.